Messenger RNA from Quercus robur (English oak), 342 nucleotides. Its product is annotated as hexose carrier protein HEX6-like. Gene Ontology annotation, molecular function: carbohydrate transmembrane transporter activity. The transcript has 2 exons. Bases 1 to 342 code for a protein of 113 amino acids. The record is from RefSeq and is a predicted model, not a curated record. NCBI's taxonomy places the organism in Eukaryota, Viridiplantae, Streptophyta, Magnoliopsida, Fagales, Fagaceae. Gene Ontology annotation, cellular component: membrane. Gene Ontology annotation, biological process: transmembrane transport.
AUGGAGCCAUUUCUCAAAAAGUUCUUCCCAGAGGUGUACACUAAGAUGAAUGAAGACACCAAUAUUAGCAACUACUGCAAAUUUGAUAGCCAACUGCUGACCACCUUCACAUCCUCACUCUAUAUCGCUGGCCUUGUUGCUUCCUUAUUUGCCUCAUCAGUCACUAGAGUUUUUGGGCGCAAGCCAUCAAUUCAUUUAGGUGGUGCGGCAUUCCUUGCUAGUUCAGCCCUUGGUGGUGCAGCUUUGAAUGUGUACAAGCUUAUAUUUGGUCGCAUUUUGCUUGGGAUUGGUGUUGGUUUUGCCAACCAGACAUUAGACGCAUACAAAAGCAGGACACCUUAA